AUGAGCUGCAGCAGUCUGGCAAGGUUAGAGGAAUUUUCAGAGGAGGAGCUGGAGCUGAGCAUGCUAGGUCAGGGAGAGAAUGAUGAGGUGAGCGAUGGCAGCCCCGUGGGCCCCUUGCAGGACAGCGAGGGCUCGGCCAGCAGCCCUCCCAGCGAUGACACUGAGGGCGGCCAGUCCAAGAAGCGUAGCCGCCCGGUUCGCUCCAAGGCCCGCCGUGUAGCCGCCAACGUACGUGAACGCAAACGCAUCCUGGACUACAACCAGGCCUUCAACGCUCUGCGUGUGGCACUCAACCACGACCUCAGCGGCAAGCGGCUCUCGAAGAUUUCCACCCUGCAGAGGGCCAUCAACCGCAUCUCAGCCCUCUCUGUCUUCCUCAGCUCCAACCCCCCCAGUAAGCCUUGCUCCCACCGGGAGUGCCACAGGACAGCUGGGAGGUCAUUGGCGGUGGGAACGGUGGGGACGUCACGGCUGGAGCCGCCCAGGGUGACAGUUGCUCAUCGCCUGGAUUCCCAGAACUACGUCUCCUGUAACCACACAUCACUCCCCCAUCAGAUACAGCCUCAGCAGGGAACCCACCCUCACAGGCUGCCAACAGAGACACACCUCUACAUUGACAGCUUGGGCUCCUCAUGCCCCCCUUCGCCACACUACCCCUGCUAUCCUGCCAAGGGCCAGUUGUACCCCUCACGCGGACACUGUGGGACAGGGAACCCCUUGGAGCAGCCACCAAGCCCUAUUAGGUACACCCAGGUGGGUGAAGGGCUGGGGUACCAGACUAGGGGGUGGGCCUCCUGCGCCCAGGGCUACAUUGAUGCCUUUAUGGAGUCGUCUCCAGCCCUGGGCCUCCCCUGGCAGGUGAGCCACAUCCAGGAGACAGCAGGCCCCCAGCACAGCCUGCCCCUACUCUGA
Molecule: messenger RNA, 912 nt
Organism: Oncorhynchus gorbuscha (pink salmon)
Lineage: Eukaryota; Metazoa; Chordata; Actinopteri; Salmoniformes; Salmonidae
Product: class A basic helix-loop-helix protein 9-like
Exons: 1
Coding region: 1-912 (303 amino acids)
Biological process (GO): regulation of transcription by RNA polymerase II; developmental process
Molecular function (GO): protein dimerization activity; RNA polymerase II transcription regulatory region sequence-specific DNA binding; DNA-binding transcription factor activity, RNA polymerase II-specific
Source: RefSeq, a predicted model, not a curated record